AGACACCGAUGUAAUUUCGCGUCGUCCCUUUUGACCCAUUUGGCUUUCCGUACCGAUGAGACGCUGUAGCACGCUGAUGUGUCAAAAUGGCAGAGAUGACAACACUAGAGAGUCUUCUGGAGAUGGGCUUUGGCCGAAACAGAGCGGAGAAAGCUGUUGCUAAUACAGGAAACCAGGGGAUAGAGCAAGCUAUGGACUGGCUAGUGGAACACGAGAACGACCCGGACAUCGACGAGCCUUACGUUCCUCCUGUGGGGAACGUCUUAGGAGGAGAGGCAGACGGUGAGCCCAGCACAGACGAGCCGACAGCAGGGGACGCCGGCGAAGCAAUCGGAGAGGGAGCCGACAUGUGCGGCGACGACUCGGACGCCUCGAAGCAGCCGAUGACUGAGGAGGAGAAACGUGAACAGGUCAAAAGACUAGAGGAGCUGAUGCGUCUGAAGCAGGCGGAGAGGAGAGAGCGCGAGCGAGCCGAGGAGGUGGAGCGGGAGAAGCAGCGGAGGAGGCAGGGCCAGGAGCUGCAGCAGAUCCGGCAGAAGAUCCAGGACGAUGAGAUGAAGAAACUGGCAGACCAGCGGAGGAGGGAGAAGAUGGAGGACAAGAUGGCUAGGCAAAGGGUUAAAGACAAAAUCGCACGAGACCGAGAGGAGAGAGCACAAAAGUUUGGAGGAGGCGCACCUUCCAGCACAGCGACAGCGACUCAGCCGACCCCGCCCAGCCCGUCGUCACCCCCCGGCCAGGGCCCCCCGCCCACAAAGAAGGAGUAUGAUGAGUCCAGGAUACAGGUCCGUCUGCUGGACGGCUCCACCAUCAACACGGUCUUCAAGGCCCAGGAGCCGCUGGCGGCGGUGCGCGUCUACGUGCAGGUGAACGGCAACACGCCCGAGGGUCAGGACUUCACGCUGCUGUCGCCUUACCCGCGCCACGUUUACACUGAACUGGACAUGGAGAAGCCUCUCAAAGAGCUGGGUUUGGUGCCUUCAGCUGUGCUGGUCGUCGCCAAAAAGGGAGACGGAUCCGCUCUGUGAGCCUACCUCAGCGCUACCACGACACCAGAAUCGCCCGAGACGGACGGAUCCAGGAGCAGAGCCGCCAUCCGCUAGUAUCACUCAAUAAGCCAGCUGCCUGAACUUAAGCAGAGACGAUGCGAAGCUGCAUUCAGACACGUCUGAGCUCCUCAGACAUGGAUGUGGGUUUGCUUUGUAAAGACUGACUGAAUGCAGCUUCGGUUCUGCCACAGAAUCGCUUAGACUGCCGCCGGCAUCGACCUGGACCUCGAGCUCCGCUGAUUGAACUGAAGAUGGCUGGCUUCUUCUGACUGAUACUUCCUCAACGAUCUCUGCUUGUGGUUUCUACACAUUUAUAACAAAAAUAAUACACUGAACGAAGUCCUUAAGUUUUAACUCUACCCCUGAAUUGUUAAAGAACGUCUACUAAAGUGGUUCUGAAAGGACCUUAAGUUUAAUACCUGCAAUCUUCCUGAUUUUGUGCCAUUUACUUUGUCUUUUUUUUUUUUUUUUAAACAAGUUCAGAUUUGCUGAAAGCCGUGUGCACGGAGAAAAAACGAUUACAAUAAAGCUGGCUGGAGAUAAUUGAGUCUAUGUACUGGAUUUUUAUAAAUUAUUUUAUCCUUUUUUCUUAAUAUUUUGUAAAACCAAAUCUAAUGAUGGUAGAAAAACGAUGCAGCUAAAGGUUUGUCUUCCUGAAAAUACUCGCAAUAUCGUCUGAAAAUUCACUAUUUAAAUGUGUUUAUAUAGUCGGUGAAAGCUGUCGCGUCAUUUAUCAUAGAUCGCUAUAUUGCUGUUUGUUGUGUAAUCAGCUUUAAUCUGGAAGUUGUGGAUAAAAAAGGCCACUUCAGCAAAUGUGAAACCCUGAACUCUGUACAGUUAUAUUAAAGGACUCCGUCCAAAAUAUUUGGCACCACUGGUA
Messenger RNA from Fundulus heteroclitus (mummichog), 1929 nucleotides. It is a transcript of the gene ubxn1, whose product is annotated as UBX domain protein 1. Gene Ontology annotation, molecular function: protein binding. The record is from RefSeq and is a predicted model, not a curated record. The transcript has 10 exons. The coding region runs from base 87 to 1028 and encodes 313 amino acids. NCBI's taxonomy places the organism in Eukaryota, Metazoa, Chordata, Actinopteri, Cyprinodontiformes, Fundulidae.